AUGGCAGGAUUCUUUCUUCCACCCCCGCUGACCCUACUGCUGUCCUUAGCCCUGGGAUCUGCUACACAGGAAGCCCAGGGUAACGACAGCGAGAGGAUUAUUGAUGGAGUCCCAUGUCUAAGAGGCUCCCAGCCCUGGCAGGUGGCCCUGCUCAACAGCAACCAGCUCCACUGUGGCGGCGUGCUGGGCAACGCGUGGUGGGUACUCACUGCUGCCCACUGCAUGAUGAGUUCGUACAACGUGCACAUGGGUAGUGAAUACCUGGGAAGAGGCCAGAAGAUCGGGGCCACAAUGUCACUCCGCCACCCCGACUACUCCACACAGAGCCAGGUUAAUGACCUCAUGCUGGUGAAGCUGAAGAGGCGGGCCACUGUGAAGAAAGUCAACCUGCCUUCCCGCUGUGAACCCCCUGGGACCACAUGGACCGUUUCUGGCUGGGCCACCACCACCAGCCCUGUUGCGACCUUUCCAGAGAAACUCAUGUGCACGAAUGUCGACAUCAUCUCCUCUGGAGACUGCAGGAAGGUUUACAAGGACUUGCUGGGAAAUUCCAUGCUGUGUGCUGGCAUCGCCAACUCCAGCACCAAUGCCUGCAACGGUGACUCAGGGGGACCACUGAUGUGCAAAGGUACUUUGCAAGGCCUGGUGUCCUGGGGACUUUUCCCUUGCGGCUAACCCAGCAACCCAGCUGUCUAUAUCCAAGUCUGCAAGUACGUCGAUUGGAUAAAUGACACCAUGAGAAAGUAUUGCUAA
Messenger RNA from Balaenoptera acutorostrata (minke whale), 753 nucleotides. It is a transcript of the gene KLK7, whose product is annotated as kallikrein related peptidase 7. Gene Ontology annotation, molecular function: serine-type endopeptidase activity. Gene Ontology annotation, biological process: proteolysis; positive regulation of antibacterial peptide production. NCBI's taxonomy places the organism in Eukaryota, Metazoa, Chordata, Mammalia, Artiodactyla, Balaenopteridae. The record is from RefSeq and is a predicted model, not a curated record.